This is a messenger RNA of Colletotrichum spaethianum, 1545 nucleotides long. RefSeq names its product 3-oxoadipate enol-lactonase 2. The record is from RefSeq and is a predicted model, not a curated record. The coding region runs from base 1 to 1545 and encodes 514 amino acids. The transcript has 2 exons. NCBI's taxonomy places the organism in Eukaryota, Fungi, Ascomycota, Sordariomycetes, Glomerellales, Glomerellaceae.
AUGGCAACUCCCGGAAUGCUCUACGUGACUAUGCAGCCGAAGCCUGGCCUGGCUCUCGAGCAGUUCCACGAGUGGUACAACAACGAGCACGGCCCAACCCGCCUGCGUCUUCCCCAAAUCUUUACCAACGGCUUGCGAUACCGCGCCAACGACGGCAAGGAGCCGUCCUUUCUCGCCGUCUACGACGUGACCUCCAUGUCGCACCUCGAAACGCCCACCUACACCACCCUUCGAGCGAACCGCUCUGCCCGCGAGGCAGAGACCAUUGGCCAAGUCGAAGUCACGAGAUACUUCUACGACCUGGUCACUGAGCAAAAGGCCCCGCUGUUCCUGCCCAUCGAGCAACUCUCCGACAAGGAGGCCGAGGGAAUCGAGCUUGUCGCCGUCGAGACCACCCUCAAGGACGAGUCCGCCGAACCCGAGUUCAAGAAGUGGUACGGAGAGGAACACAUUCCCAUGGUGUCAAAGGUCCCGGGCUGGCUGAGGACCCGCCUCUUCAAAAUCUCCUCCAUCGGCGACGGAGCCGGGAGCAAGACUACCUACCUCGCACUACACGACUACGCCCGUACAAACGGCCUGGGCGGUCCCGAGCACAAGGCCUCCGUGGCCACUGCCUGGGGCGCCGAGGUUGCCAAGUCUGUCACGGCCAAGAACCGCCCCUCGGCCGGCACCUUUACCGCCCCGGACGGCAAGACCACCACGAUUCCCGGAGAGGACGAGGUCAUUAGCUCUUACAUCACAACGGAGGACCAGCUGUCGAUCCCCUACAGGCUGGAGGGCAGCGCCAAGGACGACGCGCCGACGGUGGCCUUCUGCAACUCGCUCUUGACGUCGCUGCACAUGUGGGACCCGAUCGUGAAGCUGUUGAAAGAGCAGCGUCCCGACCUGCGCAUCUUGCGAUAUGACACGCGUGGCCGCCACUCGAUCCCUAACCCACCUGUGCCGGCGACACUGGAUCUCCUAGCCUCGGACUUAUGCACCGUUCUCGACGCGCUGCGCAUCCGCAAGCUGCAUGCCCUGAUUGGAGUUUCCAUGGGCGGUGCGACGACGACCAACUUUGCCAUCACGUAUCCGAUGCGGCUGAAGAAGUUCAUCGCCUGCGAUUUCAACGUGACGUCCAGCGCCGCCAACACUCAGGCGUGGAAAGAUCGCAUCGCGGUGGCGGAAGAGAAGGACGGAGCCGGGAUUGAGAAGUUGGCUGGGCAGACGGUGGGUCGCUGGUUCCACCCGGCCACAAUGGAAAAGGAGAGCGUCGUCAAGUCGAUGACGGAAAUGGUCGCAAGCAACAACGUUGAAGGGUUCAAGUACAGCUGCCAGGCCCUGUGGGACUAUGAUCUCAAGCCGGCGCUCAAGUUUUGUCAAGUUCCCGGGCUGCUGGUCGUCGGUGACGGUGACGGCAAAGGCGCGCUUGUCAAGGCGAUGGAUGGGUUCAAGGACCUGGUGGGAGACAAGGGGGCGGAGCUGAAAAUUGUGCCAAACGCCGGCCAUCUUCCCAUGUGGGAAGACCCUGCGGCGUUCUGGGAGGCGAUCCAGGGAUUCUUGUAG